This is a messenger RNA of Homalodisca vitripennis (glassy-winged sharpshooter), 1412 nucleotides long. RefSeq names its product rootletin-like. The transcript is spliced from 9 exons. The coding region runs from base 1 to 1293 and encodes 430 amino acids. The record is from RefSeq and is a predicted model, not a curated record. Lineage: Eukaryota; Metazoa; Arthropoda; Insecta; Hemiptera; Cicadellidae.
AUGUCGUCUUUUCAGGGGCCGCGGGCCAAAGAGCCAGAGGGGCUGAUGGAGCGUCGCCGACCGGCCUUCCUUCGCUCCCACCCCAAGUCCAGAGAUACGAGUAGAUCAAGCGUCAGGAUGGAGGAUCCCGGGCAGGACUCGCUGCAGCGCCAGAACCAGGACCUGCGCCGCCGGCUGGAGGAGGAGUCCUCCAACUACCGCCGGCGCCUGGACACAUACCGGCAGGCGCAGAGACACCAGGCUACCCUCGUGAGUCGGCUCCAGGCCAAGGUGCUGCAGUACAAGAAGCGAUGUGCAGAGCUGGAGAGUCAGGUGGAGGAGGUGCCGGUCGGCAGCGUGUAUGGGGCCCCGGGGUCCGCCCUGGACACGGCCCAGCAACACUUGCGGGAACUGAGGGAGCGGGACGACCGCAUACACGACCUAGAUACGGCCCUGCGGCGACUGGAGGACGAACGCAAGAAAUGUGAGAAACUGUUGUCGGUGAAUGAGACUCUCCGAGAGCAGCUGCGAGAGGCGCAUGAGAGCAACGAAGCGCUGACCAAUGAUCUGCAGAAGCUCACCAUGGACUGGGACCAGAUGCGGGAGGAGGUGCUGUCUAAAGAGGAAGAGUGGAAGGAAGAGGAACAGUACUUCAACGAGUAUUACUCCACGGAACACAACCGACUGCUGAGUCUCUGGCGGGAGGUGGUGGCUGUGAGACGGAUGUUCUCAGAGAUGCAGACGGCCACGGAACGGGACCUAACGAAGAUGAGGGGAGAGAUGUCAUCCACUUCCCGGGAAAUGCUUGUAGCAGCCAGUGGUAUCAGCAGCAGAGCCAGUCUCACAAGUGUGGCCGGGGAGAAACAGCAGCAGCAGACGGCGAUGGAGUGUGCAGAGCUGCGAGCGCAGGUGCAGGCCCUGCGCUCAGAGCAUGACAGUGCGCUCAGUCAGGUUCGCAGCAAAGAGGACCGGAUUCAACAACUGACCAGGGAACUCCACACUCUGGAGGAGAGGUGCUCGCAAGCGGAAACUGGAGUAUCGCAAGUGACUCGGCUGCAGGAGGAGAUAGAGCUUCUGCAGAGCGCACUACGUGACAUCGCACAUGCUGUCAUCCAGGACUCUGAGGGUAGAGAGACCCUGAGCCGCAGCCCACUCCUCAUGUACAUCUCACCCCGUCACAAGCAGUCCCUCCUAGAUCCCCCAAGCGAGGCCCACUGCGAACUCCAACGUCCCCAGCAUUCGCAGAGAGCACUAUCUCAGCUGUUCAGGCAGCACUGCACAAAUACCAGCUGCACAUACACGAACUACAGGUGAAGUUACAAGCCAGCAAGGAGCAACUGUCGGUGGCAAGGAGACAGACAGAGAACUGUGAGGAGACCACUCACUCUCUGGAGUCUAGAGUGGCAGAGUUGACCACUCAGCUGGACACUGCC